Saprolegnia parasitica CBS 223.65 is the source of this 990-nucleotide messenger RNA. RefSeq lists its product as hypothetical. Bases 28 to 678 code for a protein of 216 amino acids. The transcript has 5 exons. The record is from RefSeq and is a predicted model, not a curated record. Lineage: Eukaryota; Oomycota; Saprolegniomycetes; Saprolegniales; Saprolegniaceae.
CAUCUCAGAUCGUAGUGAGACGACACGAUGGCGCAGCGCCCGCGCCGCUUCUACUUUGGCCUCCUCGCGCUCCUCUGUCUCAUCGUGGCUGCGUACAGCGUCUUUACGUGGGAGAUGGUCAACCUGCCGUGGCUUCAUGGCGCCAAAGGCCAAGACUUGGCGCAUCUUCGGCGCCACAACGAGUCGAGCGGCCACGGAAUCGCCACUGCAACUGGGGCUGAUAACGUCACGCGUCUGCCCAAUGCGACCCUCAAGCUCCACGCAACGGGUCCGGUCGACGUCACGCGUGAGCCCAGUUCGAGCCCCGUACUCCACACGACCAAGGGCAUUGACGCAACAACAGCGACCCCGCCGUAUGACCUCUUCGGGGAUGUAGUGCACCUCAACAACCUCAACGAAGCCUGCUUCCAUGCCAACGACAGUAUCGUUCACUGGUCGUACAACAGCACCGAGGUCGACCUCGCCCAGCUCUGGACCCGCGACAAGACGCCACAAAACGAGCUCAUUGAGCACCUCGCGCAGUGCCCCGAGGUCGAUGUCUUCCUCCCCGCCGGCCUGCGCGACCACGGGUACUGCGAAGACGGUAUGGCGUACGUCAAGUUUCUCAAGACGCGCGCGCUGCCGCUCUGGGUCUUUGAUUUGCGCUUCAACUACCAAGGCAAAGCCGAAAAAACAUAAACUAUUUCGACUUGUGCCCAAACACGGCGCUGCUCUUUAUGAACCACUACACCGAAGGCCUCAUGGACCGCGACGACUUUCCAUCGGACAAGGUGAUUGUCAAUAUGCCCAACGUGGAAAUGUUUGAGCUCAAGGGCAAAGACUACCACCGCUUCGACGUCGUCCUCUGCAAGACGCGCGACGGCUACGACCGCCUCUCGCGCUGGUACAAGGACAACGGAAACCCACGCAACACGACACUGCUCUACGUCCAGCACACAUCGUCCGACCCGUCGACGGUGGCCAUUACGCAUGCGAUGGCGCACCCGGAGC